Molecule: messenger RNA, 1977 nt
Organism: Quercus robur (English oak)
Lineage: Eukaryota; Viridiplantae; Streptophyta; Magnoliopsida; Fagales; Fagaceae
Product: alpha-1,3-mannosyl-glycoprotein 2-beta-N-acetylglucosaminyltransferase
Exons: 19
Coding region: 221-1558 (445 amino acids)
Cellular component (GO): Golgi apparatus
Molecular function (GO): alpha-1,3-mannosylglycoprotein 2-beta-N-acetylglucosaminyltransferase activity
Source: RefSeq, a predicted model, not a curated record
UUGACUGACUCUUCAGAGCCAAGUCGAGAGUAAACCCACGCGGAUCUAAAGAAAUGAAAUUCUGAACCUUAAACCAUUUCCUAAAACUAAACAAAACAAAACUAAAUAUUUUGUUUUGCAGAGGAAGCUUUAGCUUUAGCUUAGCUUCUAGUUCUUCCAAAUUCAUAGUAAAAUUUUUGAUAAAACAAACUCAAUUUUUCUCAAAGAAGGUAAAAAAAAAAUGGCGAACAUGGUCUUCUGUGACUAUCGCUUCCUUCUCGUCGUUGCAGCCGUGGCCUUCAUCUACAUCCAGAUGAGACUGUUCGCUACACAAACAGAAUAUGCUGAUCGCCUUGCUGCUGCGGUUGAAGAAGAGAAUCAUUGUACGACUCAAAUGCGAUUACUAAUUGAUCAAAUAAGCAUGCAACAAGGGCGAAUUGUGGCACUUGAAGAAGAAAGGAAACGCCGAGAGCAAGAGUGUGCACAACUGAAGGGCCUUGUUGAAGAACUUGAAAGAAAGGGCCUACAGAGACUGACUGACAAAGUACAGGUGCCGGUGGCUGCAGUUGUGAUUAUGGCAUGCAAUCGUGCAGAUUAUUUAGAGAGGACAAUUAAUUCUGUCUUAAAAUAUCAAAGUUCUGUUGCUUUGAAGUAUCCUGUCUUUGUAUCCCAGGAUGGAUCACAUCCAGAUGUUAAAAGGAAGGCAUUGAGUUAUGAUCAGCUGACAUAUAUGCAGCACUUGGAUUCUGAACCACCGAAAACUGAAAGGCCUGGAGAGAUGGUUGCAUACUAUAAAAUUGCUCGUCAUUACAAAUGGGCAUUGGAUGAAUUGUUCUAUAAGCAUAACUUAAGCCGAGUAAUCAUACUUGAAGAUGAUAUGGAAAUUGCACCCGACUUUUUUGAUUACUUUGAGGCUGCAGCAGCACUCCUCGACAAGGAUAAGUCCAUAAUGGCCGUUUCCUCAUGGAACGACAAUGGACAAAAGCAGUUUGUGCAUGAUCCUUAUGCACUCUAUCGUUCAAAUUUCUUUCCUGGACUUGGGUGGAUGCUGACUAGAUCUAUAUGGGAUGAGCUGUCUCCAAAAUGGCCUAAGGCUUACUGGGAUGACUGGUUGAGGUUAAAAGAGAAUCACAAAGGUCGACAAUUUAUUCGUCCAGAAGUGUGCAGAACCUACAAUUUUGGUGAGCAUGGUUCUAGCAUGGGGCAGUUUUUUAAACAAUACCUUGAGCCAAUUAAGCUUAAUGAUGUCCAGGUUGACUGGAAGUCCAUGGAUUUGAGCUACUUGAUGGAGGAGAAGUUCACAAAGCACUUUGGUGACAUGGUGAAAAAGGCUAAACCUGUCCGCGGAACAGAUGUUGUUCUGAAGGCAUAUAAUAUAGAUGGUGAUGUACGAAUACAGUACGAAGACCAACCAGAGUUUGAACGCAUCGCAAACCAGUUUGGAAUUUUUGAAGAGUGGAAGGAUGGUAUACCAAGGACAGCAUAUAAAGGAGUAGUUGUUUUCCGGUACCAAACCUCAAGGCGUGUAUUCCUUGUUGGUCCAGAUUCCCUCAAGCAGCUUGGUAUUGAAGGUGCUUGAUGCAAAAACAGUUUAUGGGGAGAGAAUAUGUUAACUGGAUUAGACAACGAGUCCAGGCAAAAGAAUUGUUUUCGAAGUAGACGGGGCACUGUUACAAUUAGACAUACAGCACCAUUUACACUAAAGGAUCUGGCCCCGAGUUCACAGGUUGAGUUUCUCAACAGCAAUACCAACUUCUGUAAUUGACACAUUUAACAACUUAAUGUAGCAGACACAUAUCUCUGCGCUCGUCAAGGUGGUUAUCUCCUGAGGUUUAAACAUUUGCAGAUGGUCUUAAUAUAUAGGCAAGAAGAUGCCAUGACUUAAGUGUAUACUUUUUCAGUUUUUAUUUAAGCCCUUUUAUUUUCUUUGGUGGAUAGCCACAAUAUGAGAAUGUAAUUCUAAUUGUUGAUUUGUGGCAUCAGAUGUACUUGUUGACA